Molecule: messenger RNA, 5126 nt
Organism: Astyanax mexicanus (Mexican tetra)
Lineage: Eukaryota; Metazoa; Chordata; Actinopteri; Characiformes; Acestrorhamphidae
Gene: ccdc9
Product: coiled-coil domain containing 9
Exons: 15
Coding region: 312-2645 (777 amino acids)
Source: RefSeq, a predicted model, not a curated record
UAAGCUCUCAUAUAACGUUACAUUUCUUAGCUCUAGUUACCACUUUUAAAACGUAGUUUGUUAGCUUAAUAUAGAUAGUUUUUAGUACGAUACCAUCGCUAGCUACCUACCUAUCUCAGCUAGCUAAAAAAGCAGGCUAAGUUAAAGCUGUGAACACAGUCAACGACAGUUUAGCUUGCUUAGCUUAUCUUAGCUUAGCAUAGUUUAGCUUUCCUGCUGGCUGAUGGUGGGGUCCUUCGCAGUUUAAAAGCUAACUAUUUGCUUAAGAGGUUGUGAGAUCCACACCAGUGUCUGAAGACAGGCUUUCAGCCAUGUCUGCUGUGGUGGAUCUGAAGACGAAGGAGGAGAAGGAUGCUGAACUGGACAGAAGGAUCGAGGCUCUGCGGAAGAAGAACGAGGCUUUAGUGAGGAGAUACCAGGAAAUAGAAGAGGAUAAGAAGAAGGCUGAACAGGAGGGCAUCGCUGUGACGACACCCCGUAAACCCCGCACUCACGAGCCAGAUCCAGAACGACGGAAAAUCGAGAAAGAGAAUUUCACUGUGACCGUUGACCUGUCUAGACCCGCUGGGGAGAAGCGAGUGGUAAAUGACAGGAAGCCACCGCCUCAUCGUGUUGAACAUGGCCCGGAGGACGGGGACGGCCUGCAGCCUCAUGGAGACAGUCCCCCCCGCAGGGCAGGGUCCGGUCGGCUGAACAGAGGCGGGCAGCGUGGGGGAGGCCCGCGCUCUGAAAGGAGAGAACCACGCCCAGAUAAAGGAGAUGUGAGAGCAGACAGACCACCCCGAGAAGGAGACGGGGGAGAGGGACGCCCCUGGGUAGGACGAAGAGGAGGUAGAGGAGGAGGAGAAGGAAGAGGAGGAGGAGAAGGAAGAGGAGGAGAAGGAAGAGGAGGAGAAGGAAGAGGAGGAGAAGGAAGAGGAGGAGAAGGAAGAGGAGGAGAAGGAAGAGGAGGAGAAGGAAGAGGAGGGCUGCAACAGGGCGGUGCUGGGUCUGAUAGAAAGUCGAAGGAGUGGGAAGAGAAGAGGAGGCAGAACAUUGAAAAGAUGAAUGAAGAGAUGGAGAAGAUCGCUGAGUAUGAGAGAGGUCAAAGGGCCGAUGGAGAGAAAAAUCCAAUCCGGAACUUUCUAGAUGAUCCGCGGCGCAGCGGACCCAUUCCAGACAUCGAUCGCAAAGAGGGAAGCCGCAGACACGUCCGCAACUGGGGGGGACUAGACUUCGAUAACGUGAAGACUGGAGCCGAGGUGGAGAAAGAGUGGACGAGUCGGCGGCCCGGAGGGAAAGGCUCGAUGGAUAUGACUCUGUCUAUGACCGGUCGAGAGCGGGCGGAGUACCUGCGCUGGAAAAAGGAGCGAGAGCAGAUAGAUGAGGAGAGACUCGCUCGUCACCGAAAUGCCACCGGCCAAUGGAGGCGAGAAUGGGAUGCCCAGAAAACAGAGAAAAUGUUUACUGAGGACCCAGCUGUAGGUGGAGAGGGCACACCAGAACCCAGCAGCAGCAGAAGAGCAGCUAAAGGGCGUAAUGCUCGUGCUCAGCAGCGCGGCGGGGCUACAGAGGACGGGAAGAGGCCUCCUAAAGUGCCCACGUUCGGAGACUUUCUGGGCCAAGGCAAACCCAGACGAGAAGAGAGGAACCAGGGAGGACAUGGAAGAGGGAAAGGACGAGGUCAGGGCAAGAGCUACAGUAUGCAUGAUAACAGAUGGGAAGGAGAGAAGGAGGAGGAAAAGGGUAAAAAGGAGGAGCAAGAGAAAGAGAAGAAGGAAGAGGAAAAACCCAAAGCUCCACCGGAAAAGCGUGCAACUGCAACAGAGAAACCAGGCGGCGGAGUCGGAGCUGAGGAAGAUGAUGAUGAGUGGGAGGAUGCCAGCGAUGGAGAGGAAGUUGAUGAUGGGGAAGGGGAAGAGGAAGAGGAAGAGGAGGAGGGAGAGGAGUGUAAAGAUGAAGAGAAAGAUUCACAGAAAGACUCUAAACCCACAGGGAAGAGCUCCGGUUCCCCGGCUCACUCCACCCCGAGUCCCCGGGGGCAGCGGACCCCCCGGCCCAGAGUCCGAAUCCCCUCCCCACAGGAGACCCUCAGCACCCCGGAGCCCACCAAGCCCCUCAGCCCCUUCACUCCUCUGGACGGACACCAGCCCGUAUCAGACUGGGGCGAGGAGAUGGAGAUGCUGUCUCCUAAAAGCAGCCUGGGAGAGAGCCCCCUGAGACCCAGCAGCACCGAGAGCAGCCCCAACCAGAACAAGAGCCGUGAGGGGGAGGGGGAGGAGCAAGAGGAGGGGGGCGGAGCCGGAGACGCCGCAAACCAACCCGCAGAGUCAGAAACACAGGAUAACGCUCAGCCCGUUGUAGAGUCAGCAGCUCCGGUGGUUCAGGAGGAACCAGUAUCAUCUGAUGCUGCUGCUCCAGCUGCUGACUCUCCCUCCAGCAGCAGAGCCCUGGAGGAGCCCAGCGUGCCGCCUGCUCAGGACUCGCAGCAGGAGGAGAUUGCAGCCCCGACUCUAGAGGCGGAUCAGAGGCAGUGUGGCGGUGAGGCGGCAGCAGCAGACGCUGUAGAGGAGCCGCUGGAUCAGCCGAGCUCAGGUGCUGUUCUUAUUACCGACUUUGAAACCGUGGCUUUCCGCAAGAACUCCCUCACCGUGACUGACAUCUGAGCACUAACUAAAGCCCCGCCCCUUUCUCUUUCAUUUCUAUCAUCCUCUUAUCUGCUCUCUCUCUUUCUCUCAAUCUUUUUCUCAUUUUUUUAAUUCUGUCCAUCUCUCUGUCUGUCCCUGUGUGAUCUGUCUGAUCGUGACUCUGCUAGUCGUGUCUGUUUUAUGAUAAAUGGAUCUGUCGCUCUGCUGCUGCCUCUGUGAUGGUUCUUCUCUGCCCUGGACCUCAGUCUCCUCUGUGAACCUUCUUGGCUCCUCCUCCUCCUCCUCAUGGACACAACUAAAACCUCCCCACUUACUGCAUCAGGAAACCUUUUCUCUGCAUUGCUUGUGGUGUUCCUUCCUUUGGUGUUUAAAUGGGAAUUUGGGGGUCUUACGAUACACAUUAAUAAUGAAUAAUGAAUAUCAAUUAAAUACAGUUAACCUGUGUGGUAGGCCUGUUACAAUAACUUACGUUUUGGAACUCAUAUUUAUCCCAAUAAUAUUUUUGAACAAUUAUUCAAAAUUCACUAAUAAUAUAUAAUUGAUGUUAUAAAAAAAUGCAUCAUCAUGAAAUUACACCCUUUUAAAGCUCUGCUUCCACUAAAAUCCUCUAUUUCUUGUUGUUAACCAUAUUGUUGAUAUAGUUGAUGUCCAAAGAAAAACGUAAAAAAGAGUCUCAAUCGCCAAAACAGCAACUUUACAGGAGAGAAUAAAAACCUUCCUAACUUUCAAUGGAAGUUAAUGUAAAAUGAAAUGUUAUUUCAGGUCAUUUUGAAGUAUUUCUGUUAAGAAAUUUUGGUACAGUGUAAGGGACAGUCUGUUCAAAUUAUGUAGUAAACUAAAAAUCCACGAAAAUGGAGAUACUUGUUGUUGUUAUUUUAUUGGACAGCGAUGAUAUAGUAAAUGAUAUUGAUAUUUUAGUAAUUCUAACAGGUCUCCUGUGUGGUGUUACACAGCUUAGAAGUAAAAUCAAGCACAAAAAAAUCACAAAGUUCUGUAUUUAAUUUGUUUAAUUCACUUUGAAAUAAAAAAAAGAAACCACAAUGUUUUUAAAUUUAGUAUUGAAACAGUAUUAUAUCAUGUAAUUCAGUAAAUAUCAUCAAUAAUGAAAGUUGUGUAUCGUAACACCCCUGUUUGCAUAUGGUAUUGCAAAUAUGGUCUGUUCAUGCAUGUUACUCACUGCUUGAGAAAAUCUGAUGUUCUUUAUUAUUAUUAUUAUUAUUUUUAUUUUUGUAUCGCCUCUAUUGAUGUGUGCUUAAGCAUGAGUGAGUGAUGUGGUGCUGAAUGGAUUCAGCUCUUCCUCCUGCAGACGAUGAGCUUCUGUAAUUCUGUGCAUCCUGCUCUCUUUCUCAUCUCAUUCGAUUUCUGCACGCUCUCAUUAACGUAGGAGGGGAUAAAUGAUGCCUAAAUUGGCUGUUAUACCCGAGCUGAUUGGCUGUUAGGCAGAAUGUAUGGUAGACAAUUGAAUUAAGCUGCAAGCAUCCACCAACCUUUCCUUCCUUUAACAUAAAGCACUGAAUGUGUUUAAGGUAUUUUAUUCUGGGUGGAUUUUUAUACUGUCCAUUUCCCCUUCAGCCUGUAUCAGGUAAGGUUAUACCGGUAAGGUUACCUCUAGGGUUAUUUUAUACAUAUUUUUAAUGUUUAAAAUGUUUUUAAAUCAGUAGUUGAAUGUAGUGAAUGUGUAGAAAGGAUGCAUUUGUGCGUAAUUUUGCUGGAAUGCAUAAUAAAUGUUUUGCUGCUCGUCAUUGUGCCUGUAUCUGUAUUUGUCUCCCUCUCCGUAUGAUUUUAAUUUUACACUAUAGAGAAGUCUAUCGGACUGGUUUUCCACACACAGAUGAACUGCUCUGUGGUUUUUAAUGAAAAAACACAAUCAAUAAAUUAUUUUUAUGUUUAUUCUGUAUCUGGAAAACACAGGCUUAUUAUUUUAUCCACCUUAUUUUGUCUGUCAAGAGUAAUACAAGUAAAAAACAAUAAUAUUAAUAAUUGUGAAAUACACUGUUGUUUAAGCAAAAUCUUUUCUAUUGUGACUUUGUAGUUAUCUGUAUUAUUGCUCUGGUUGUAAUGUUUAUUGACACCAGAACAUGAUUCUUACACACAGAAUAACAAAUAAAUCCCUGGCUCUUCAUAAUCAUGAAAAAUAAGGUGGAUAAAAAUAAGAUUUUUUUUUUCCUUGUAAUUGAUAAGUGUCAUUAAGUAUCCCAAGUUAUACUCUUAUUCAGUUUAAUUUGUAAUAAGAUAUUCUUGGUUGUGUACAUGACUUUACAUGUAGAAGCAUCUUACCCACUUAACCUGCUUAACUUUCUAUGAACUUUCUUAACACUUAACUUUCUAUGAAUCUCGCUUUUACAGUUCUGGAACAAAAUAAGAGAGCACUUAAAAAUGAUGAGUUUCUUUGAUUUUACCAAAUUAAAAACCUCUGGAAUAAAAUCAAGAGGAAGAUGGAUGAUCACAAACCAUCAAACCACCAAACUGAACUGCUUGAAUUUUUACACCAGGAGUAAA